AUCCAUUUUCAGACCGUACUUUACUGUCUUUGGUUGCAUGUUUUGAACAAGAGUUGUGUUUUUUUUUUUUAAUCUAUGUUUUUUUUAUAUGGGAAUAAAAAAAAGGGUCUGAAGUUUUAAUCAGUCCCAAAAAUGUCCAAACUACAGCUGUUGAAUGUGUUUAUCACCGAGCGGCUAAUAUCUGCGGCUGUUGAUAUAUUUGGUUCGUCGGAAAAGACGUUAGCAGAGUACCAGGAGCGGCUAACAACAGCGGCAUUUGAGAUAUUUGUCGUGGUGGAAAAGACGAUCGCAGAGUUUCAGGGAGAAAACGAUCGUCUACGAGGGCUUCUUCUGGAUCAUUUAGGAGCAGAGUCCCAGCAGCUAACUCUCCCUGAAGAGGAGGUGUCCCCUAAGCAGCAGCAUUGUGAACAGGAGUGGAACCCCAGUCCAGGGCAGGAGGACCCAGAGCCCACACAGAUUACAGAGGAACAGGAGGAACUCAGGACCAGUCAGGAGGAAGAGCAGCUUCAAAGACUUAGGUCUGCUACCACAGAGGUUGUACAAUUGAUAUUUAUUCCUCCCUGUGUGGAAAGUGACUGUGACCAGGACUGCAAGACGGACUCUCUACCCGGCAACACAACUGAACAGACCCAAUCAGCAUUGGAUGACGAGGAUUACAGAGUAUCACAACUAACCAGUCACUUUCAUCCCCUCUCUGCAGUAAAUCCACACUGUUCUUCAGCUCUGAGCGAAAUCAUUGUAAGUAUUGAUGAAGACGAGAGUGAAGAACUACCGUCAAGGUCAAAGAAAAAACAAAGCUCUCAAGUCUGCACUAAGGCCAAGACAACCAGUGAGCUGAAAGCAUCUUUAAAGUCUCACACAAGCAGGAGACCAUACAAGUGUCAUGUGUGCAGUAAAUGCUUUAAGACACCAGGCCCUUUAAAAGUACAUUGGAGAAUUCACAAAGGGAAGAAAUCACACAGCUGUCCUUUUUGUCGUCAAAGCUUUAAGUCAUUAAACGGUCUACAACUUCACCAGAAAGUUCACACAAGGGAGAAAGAGGGGCCACAGCAAUGUCCUGUGUGCAAUGAAUCAUUUUUUGGCAUAGCUUCUUUAAAAGAGCAUCAGCGAAUUCACACAGGUAUCCCAUAUCAGUGUACAGAAUGUGGCAAUUCCUUCCGAGUCAAGGAAGACUUCAGCAAGCAUAUAAGGACUACUCACCCAGAGAGAGAACCAGUGACUCACCCAGAGAGAGAACCAGUGACUCACCCAGAGAGAGAACCAGUGACUCACCCAGAGAGAGAACCAGUGACUCACCCAGAGAGAGAACCAGUGACUCACCCAGAGAGGGAACCAGUGACUCACCCAGAGAGGGAACCAGUGACUCACCCAGAGAGGGAACCAGUGACUCACCCAGAGAGGGAACCAGUGACUCACCCAGAGAGAGAACCAGUGACUCACCCAGAGAUAGAACCAGUGACUCACCCAGAGAGAGAACCAGUGACUCACCCAGAGAGAGAACCAGUGACUCCAACAGAGAGAGAACUACAUCAGUGUUUUGUUUGUAGAAAAAGCUUCACAACACUGAGUUAUCUAGUAAUCCACCAGCGAAUUCACACCGGAGAGAAACCGUAUCAGUGUCAUGUUUGCAGAAAAGGCUUCAUUAGGAAGGAAUACCUCAUUAAGCAUAUGGUAAAUCACACUGGAGAAAAGCCGUAUCUGUGCAAUGUUUGCGGCAAAACCUUCUUAAGGAAAGCGUACCUGAGAGUACAUAUGGUAACUCACACAGGGGAGAAAUCGUUUAAAUGCUCUGUAUGUGAAAAAGGCUUCAUAUCAUCGACUUGUCUCAAACUCCACCAGAGAAUCCAUACAGGGGAGAAACCCCAUAAGUGUAACCUUUGCAGCAAAAGCUUCAUUAGGAAGGCGUGCCUGAGAGUACAUGUGGUAACUCACACAGGGGAGAAGCCUCAUCAUUGUAAAGUUUGCAGCAAAAGCUUCACUCAGAAGAAAGGCCUGAGCGUGCAUAUGAGGACUCACACAGGGGAGAAACCUUUCAAGUGCCCUGUAUGUGAAAAAUGCUUCACCUAUUCAAAUAAGCUAAAAUGCCACCAGCAAAUCCACACUGGAGAGAAACCAUAUAAGUGCCACAUCUGCAGCAAAACCUUCACUCAGAGUGGAGGCCUGUCACGUCAUAUGAAGACUCACACUGGAGAGAAACCAUACGAGUGUUCUGUAUGUGAAAAACGUUUCGCAUCUCCAACUAAUCUUAAACUCCACCAGCGAAUCCAUACAAGAGUGAAAUCAUUUACGUGCCCUGCGUGUGAGGAAGGCUUUACAUCGUCAAGUCUUCUAAAACGUCACCAGCAGAAUCACUGUGGAGAGAAGACAGAAACAAAACUACCAGCGGAAACAUUUCUCUGCAGUGACUGUGGCAAAAGCUUCCGUACCAUGAGUUACCUGAGAGUGCAUAUGAGGACUCACACAGGGGAGAAAUCAUACAAGUGCUCUGUAUGUGAAGAAGGCUUCACGUCAGCCACUUCUCUAAAACAUCAUCAGCAAAUCCACAUGGGAGAGAAAUCACAAGUUUGUGGCAAAAGCUUCCUUGUGAAGGGAGACCUGACAGGACAUAUGAUGACUCACACAGGGGAGAAAGCCAAUCAGUGUCCUACAUGUGAUAAUUGCUUUAUAACAGCAUCUGAUCUAAAAGUCCACCAGAAAAUUCACAAUGGAGGGAAACCAUAUCAGUGCAAGGAAUGUGACAAAUGCUUCACUCAAAGGUCAACAUUAAAAAAACACACAAGGUCUCACACAGAACUGCAUAUGUGCCACGUGUGCAGCAAAACCUUCACCCAAAAGGGAAACCUGACACAACAUAUGAGGACUCACACAGGGGAGAAACCAUUCAAGUGCCCUGUAUGUGAAGGAGGCUUCACGUCAGCCCCUUCUCUAAAACUCCAUCAGCAAAUUCACACUGGCGAGAAACCACAUCAGUGUGAAGUUUGUGGCAAACGCUUCAUUCAGAAGGGAAACCUGACAGGACAUAUGAAGACUCACACAGGGGAGAAACCCUUUAAGUGUGAAGUUUGUGGCAAAAGCUUCCUUCAGAGGGGAAACCUGACAAUACAUAUGAAGAUUCACACCGGGGAGAAAUCUUUUAUGUGUUCUGUAUGUGAAAAGCGCUUCGCAACACUACGUGAUAUGACACGCCACAAGAGAAUUCACACGGGAGAGAAACCAUAUCGCUGCAACGAUUGUGACAAACGUUUUAAUCAGAGUAGUUCCCUUAAAUCACACAUGAAGAAUAUCCACAAGAGAGAGAGAACAUAAUCGUCCAUUGUGUAAAACAUGUCGGUAUGAAAAUGGAAAGGUCCAUUCUAACUGACACCGGUAAGAGAACAUCAUGUCAUGGUUGAAAGGAAUGAUUGAAUGACUGAACUUGUAGAACAUUGUCUAUAUCACAUAUUGCUCAUUAUGUGUAGUGAGCUGUCUGAAUUUGUAGGCAGCAGGAGUCCUUACUGAUUAAUUAUCAAAUGAAACAUAGAAACACAUAUUUAUACUUUUGUAAACCCAUGUUUUUUUUUUUUUUUAUGUAGAGAGCUGUCUGAAUUUGUAGGCAGCAGGAGUCCUUACUGAUUAAUUAUCAAAUGAAACAUAGAAACACAUAUUUAUACUUUUGUAAACCCAUGUUUUUUUGUUUUUUUUAUGUAGUGAGCUGUCUGAAUUUGUAGGCAGCAGGUGUCCUUACUAAUUAAUUAUCAAAUGAAACAUAGAAACACAUAUUUAUACUUUUGUAAACCCAUGUUUUUUUGUUUUUUUUUUGUAGUGAGCUGUCUGAAUUUGUAGGCAGCAGGUGUCCUUACUAAUUAAUGAUAAAAAGACAGUUGUUCAAAUAUCCUUUUUCAUUCUAUCUUCACACAAAGGAAGCUUUAGGUAUUGUUAAAGGACAAUGCUCAUUGAUCAUAAAAUGUCUGAUUCAAAAUUAUUUAAUUAUCAUGUUGAAGCAAUUGUAUUUUAAUUAUGUUUAACAUGGCACUCAGAGUAAGGCGUUAGGUCCGGUAUUCAUGAAGCCACUCAUGAUGAAUUUCCACCUGAGACUUACUCCCAGGCAGUGUGUAGCCAAUGUAAAUGUUAGCUCUGUUGCUGUUUCGUUGUCCGAGGUUGCGGAACCAAAAGUAGCCGCACCGUUCCGCCCCCAUCCCGCACCGCUGGAUCCCCUGGAAAGAUCCGUAUUGUGUUCUGUAUUUAUUAUAGAUCCCCAUUAGUUCCUGCCAAGGCAGCAGCUACUCUUCCUGGGGUUUAUUAUGGAUCCCCAUUAGUUCCUGCCAAGGCAG
Messenger RNA from Salmo salar (Atlantic salmon), 4310 nucleotides. The record is from RefSeq and is a predicted model, not a curated record. NCBI's taxonomy places the organism in Eukaryota, Metazoa, Chordata, Actinopteri, Salmoniformes, Salmonidae.